Molecule: messenger RNA, 3159 nt
Organism: Mollisia scopiformis
Lineage: Eukaryota; Fungi; Ascomycota; Leotiomycetes; Helotiales; Mollisiaceae
Exons: 4
Coding region: 281-3061 (926 amino acids)
Biological process (GO): cytoplasmic microtubule organization; cytoskeleton-dependent intracellular transport
Cellular component (GO): centrosome; cytoplasm
Molecular function (GO): microtubule binding; dynein light intermediate chain binding
Source: RefSeq, a predicted model, not a curated record
UUGGCUGGUAGAUUUGUGUUCCUUGCGCUGCAUUUCUCGUCAGCAACGCCAUGUCUUGGAUUGCUUGAGUAACUGGCGCUGGCGCUGACUUUCCAACUGGCGCCCACUAGCAUUAUUUUGGUUCUGGCCAGCCAGCGCAAAAACCAAUUCGCCAAUGCCCUGAAUUAUCUGUCCCUGUUCCCUGCCCUGGUCCCUGAACCAUGCCCCAAAUGCUCGCCAAUGUCUCUCUGCAUGCCCCACCCCAAAGGCUAUUAUCCACUACAGGCCUCCCUCAUUGGUGAUGUUCCUGCAUCUACGCACCACGGUCCCCAUUCUCCGCUGUGGGUGUGCCUGGUCCCUCGUCUCCACUAGACCCAAAGCGCGUCAGAACCUUGAUCACCGCCGUCCAUCAGAAUCACCUUCCCCUGGACGUCCCUGUCUCCAUCGAAGCCGUCAAACCCUUCGGGCCCACCGCCGUCGAACCCAUACCCAUUUCGCGCCUCGACGUCUGCGAAACCCACUCCCACCUCUGCUGUCCCCCAUUGGCAUCUCGUCCGUCUUCCAUGCCAGCGCGUGUCCCGUUCGCGGCUUCUCGACCCACCCCCAGCGCGAACUCACAGCCGCCCAUUCCUCUUCCAGAUCCACUUCGCCGCCCUCGACUCGCAAGAUUGAGGAAGGCGUGAGUGAGCCAACGACUUCAAGGGGUCGCACCGGCACUAGAAUUGCUCUCAUCUUUGGGAAUUCCCAUUGUGACCCUCUCACCCAAACACUUUCCUCAGACUUGCCCGUAUCCAGCAUUAUCUCGAAUUGCUCGCCCACCUGCCAAUGUCUUGUCUGCCUCCCGGCAAAACAGAUAAUCAUGGCGGCCGUUGCACGUUCUCGUUCUCGUUCUCGAGGAAACAUCAACCCCUCCGUCCCGAUAUCUGACACUCCUUAUGCUUCAGACCCAUCUGAACUUCUGCUGUCUUCGAUUCAUCCACCCGGUCAGCCGCUGCCCGACCACGCGAACGAGCAUACCAGAACUCGUCUCCCGUCCAUAUCACUUCGAACCCGAGCAGAAACAAUCUCGUCGGUAUCUUCGACCUCGUCGUCGCCGGUCCGAAGGAAACCUCUACCAGCAACGGCCUCUCCUCUGGCUACGCGGUUCUCUUCUGGUGAACACCUCACGGGUAGGUUAAAACUGCCGGACCAGCCGUUCGUGAGGCCAUACUCAGUCGACAGCCCUACCCUUCACGAAUUCCCUCCAACGUCAAGCGUUCCUUACAACCCUGCCGUUGACACAGAACAAAGUUUGUGGAGACCUGACGUCCAUCAAGACGCAUUGACGUCCGAAUUCUUCUCUGACCCGGUGUCACCUCAUCGCGCGACAUUUUCGCAACAAACUGCUUCCCAUCCCAGCAGUCCCAACCUUAUCGUCCCAUUGCAAACACGCUCGACGGCUACCCCUCUGUCAAAGCAUGCGAGACUGACCAGCGAAUCAACACUCACUACUGCGUCAGAAUCAAUCACUCCAUGGUUUAGCGAUACCAGUUCCACCACUUACUCAAAUUCGACUAUGUCCAUAUUUUCUCCCAAACCUACACCACCACACAACCUCAACGGCCCUCAUGUUGCAUCACGAAGCUACUCUAACGAAUCCAACGACUCUAAUACAACAAUACAAAAAUCACAACCGAAGUCACCAGGCGCUUCGAAACUUGGAUCCUUCUUUGGCUGGGGAGGAAACUCACCGACAUCAUCCACCACAACAUUUUCUGAGAAAUCUUUCUCGCCGAUACCCUCACCUGGACCUAGUGAAAACACACUUAUUUCCGCCGAUGCCUCCAGAACUGCAUCCAGCAAAAAUAUACCUUCAGCCAUCGAUGUGCCAAAGGCCAAUGCGGAAGCAGGUAGUUAUUUUGGAAGCGCAUACCUCCAGUUACCAUUGGCGACACCGACGACACCAGUACAAGUCGAAGAGAUGGAGAAAGAGCUGAAAGACAUCAGCUCUGAGCUGGCCUCGUCUAUUCGGCGAGAAAUGGAUCUUGAAGAUCUUGUAGAACGGUUACAAGCAGAAGCGCAAAACCCUCCGUCCAGUGCUGGCAAGCGAACCAGCGAUUACUUUUCGGACUCAGGGACGAGCUCUGUCAAAUAUGGAGGCGAGCCAGACUCUAGGCAAGAUGAAUUGGAUCGUGCAAUUAGAAAGACUGAACAAGAGAAAGCUCAGAUCAGACUAGAACUCACCGGAAAAGUCCAAGAUGAACGGACGAGACGGAAACAUCUCGAAGCACAAAUCCGCAAUUUGGAAGAGAAGGCUUCUCAGGUUGACUUGGCAUCGAUUAAUUCUAUGGAUGCAAAUGGACGAGUAAGAGAUCUUGAAGCUACUUGUGAAGACCUCCGACGCCGACUUGCAGAGGAGAAGCAAGUCAAAGACAAUUUUGAAGAUCUUUUGACGGCUCUCAAGAGUGAACUGCUAACUUCUCACAACGAAAGAGACAAUCUCAGAGAUGAAAUUGUGCCGCAAUUACGAGCUCGAGUGGAGGGACUCGAAGCUCAGGCGGCCGAACAUGAACAGCUUGCAUACGAGCAAUCGAAGAUGCAACAGGAGCUACAGACGCUCAAAAACGAGAAUCAAACCUUGAUCAAUGCUCAAAGAUUACAGAUGGAGAUGCAGCGGCAGAUGAAGAAGUUUAAUACUAUUGUCGAGGAAAGCGCCGCACCAACGCCAACCAGGUCAUCUAUUGGCCUGAUGAGGUCUAAUUCAGUUGCGCAAAGUAAUGUGUCUAGAGCAAAAUCAGGGUCACUGUCUCGAUCAGCAUCAGUGAAGACUGCAGAAUCUCGAGAUGCGCUAGCCGAAAGAGUGAAGGACGUAGAGGCUCAACGUGAUGCACUCCAUCGUGCUUUGAAGAGUUUGCUGGAACGCCAAGAAUACCAGAACAGAGAGAAUCAGAAACGGAUUCGCCAGCUGGAGAUGGAAAGAGACCGAGCACUCACCAAUUCGCCCAAACGAUUAAGCUACGACAAAGAAGUUGCGAAUCUGAGAGACGAGAUCAACACUCUUCGCCGCCGUGCAGAUGAAGCGAUCGAGCAGAAGUGGCAAUGAUCUCUAAGAAACCUCUUACAGGAGAACGAUAUCCUGAUACCUACAGGACCUCGUGAACGCACUCCGUCAGGUACUUUCUCUUCAGAGUCACUUGAACG